AAAGAUUCCACAGUCGACACCGUGAGAAGACUAGGAGUGAAGACAGAGAAGGUGAAAUUGUGAAAAGGGACCACAUAACCACCAAGGCCUUACAAAACCAAUUUAGGAACUCCACAGGAGAUACUAAAAAGAAAUAAUUGAGAGAAUUAGAAAGAGGGGAAAAGGAAGUGCAGUAUUUGAGGGUUUUGUGUUUGUUUUGCUGCUACAGUAUGAGCAGAGUUGUGAUUCUCUCUGUGCUCCUGCUGUCCCUGAGCUGGUGCCGAUGUGCCGUCAUCACAGGGGCAUGUGACAGGGACGUGCAGUGUGGUGUGGGUCUUUGUUGUGCUGUAAGUCUUUGGCUCAGAGGCCUGCGGAUGUGCACACCACAGGGUCUGGAAGGAGACGAAUGCCACCCGUACAGCCACAAGGUUCCUUUUCCCGGCAAAAGACAACACCACACUUGCCCCUGUCUGGCACACCUGGUCUGCACCAGGUACAUUGAUAAUAGAUAUCGCUGCACCAGUGACUUCAAAAAUAUAGACUUUUAAUAAAAAAAGGAGCGGAAGACAAUGAAGAAUGGAGAAGAAGAAACAGGAUAGCACAAGAGGAAAACAUAAGAAGUUACCACUUUUCACGUCAUUUUUAUCACUAUCAUGUACUUUGCACUUCAAAUGCUGUUAUCCAGCUUCUCUCGAAAUGCCAACAUACGUUUGCCCCUGCGUCAUGAGGUCUACCUCACAAUCACUGGUUUACCUUGGCAUCCACUGCACUUAUAUUUGAUAGUAAACACAUACAGUUAGUUUCAUAACCUGACCUUCACAUUGAGUCUACGCGCAAACAAGAGAGAACAGUACACGAUUUUGUUAGAAAAAGAAGAGAAACGUUU
Molecule: messenger RNA, 865 nt
Organism: Triplophysa rosa
Lineage: Eukaryota; Metazoa; Chordata; Actinopteri; Cypriniformes; Nemacheilidae
Gene: prok1
Product: prokineticin 1
Exons: 3
Coding region: 210-527 (105 amino acids)
Source: RefSeq, a predicted model, not a curated record